Molecule: messenger RNA, 3222 nt
Organism: Babjeviella inositovora NRRL Y-12698
Lineage: Eukaryota; Fungi; Ascomycota; Pichiomycetes; Serinales
Gene: CEF3
Product: translation elongation factor EF-3
Exons: 1
Coding region: 16-3171 (1051 amino acids)
Molecular function (GO): translation elongation factor activity; ATP binding; ATP hydrolysis activity
Source: RefSeq, a predicted model, not a curated record
AGUACAACGCUUACAAUGUCUGCUGCUAGUGAACAAAAAUACUCUGUUGAGGUUCUCUCAGAGCUUUUCAGCAAGAUGGCUGUUGCCGGUCCAGAAGACCGCAACGCCGCUGCCGGUAACUUGGCCAACUUCUUGAACGGUUCCAUUAUCGAACACGACGUCCCAGUCGUUUUCUUUGAGCAAUUGGAAUCUUCCCUUAUCGGCAAGAAGGAUGAAACCGUUGUCGUCAAUGCGUUGGAAGCCAUCUCCCACAUUGCUUCCGAGUCCAACUUGUCUCCAUCAGUUGAGCCAUACAUUGUCGCCAUGGUCGAGUCCAUCUCCGCCAAGGCCGGUGACAAGUCCAAGGAUGUCCAGGCUGCUGCCAACAAGGCUUUGUGGAUGAUUGCUCACUCCAUCACCCCAUCUGCCAUCAAGAUCCUCUUGCCAAAGCUUACCACUUUGUUGUCUUCCACCUCUAAGUGGCAGGAAAAGGUUGCCUUGUUGGCCACCCUUGCUGAGUUGGUCAACUCUUCCCACCACCAGUUGGCCUUGAGAAUGCCUGAAUUGAUCCCAGUGUUGUCCGAAACCAUGUGGGACACCAAGUCUGAGGUCAAGAAGGCCGCCACCGCCACCAUCACCAAGGCCACCGAGACCGUCCACAACAAGGAUAUCGAGGUUUUCAUUCCAAAGUUGGUUGAGUGUAUCGCCAAGCCAACUGAGGUCCCAGAAACUGUUCACAUGUUGGGUGCCACCACCUUCGUUUCCGAAGUCACCAUGGCCACCUUGUCCAUCAUGGUCCCAUUAUUGUCCAGAGGUUUGGCUGAGCGUGACACCGCCAUCAAGCGUAAGGCGGCCGUCAUUGUCGACAACAUGUGUAAGUUGGUCGACGAUCCACAGGUUGUUGCUCCGUUCAUGGCCAAGUUGUUGCCAGCCUUGAAGGCUAACGUUGCCACCAUUGCCGACCCAGAGGCCCGUGAUGUUACCCUUAGAGCUUUGAACACCUUGAAGAGAGUCGGUGCCAUCGGUGCUGACGACGUCAUCCCAGAGUUGUCCACUGCCGGUGACGUCACCGUCAACUUGGAUAUUUUGAACCAGUUGACCGCCGAAAAGAACGUCGCUCCAAGAUUCGACCUCGUCAAGACCUACGCCGCUGCCAUUGCCGGUGACUUCAUCGACGAGCGUGUCAUUGACCAGGAAGCCUGGUUGAAGACCAUCACUCCGUUCUUGACCAUCUUCUUGCACGAGAAGGAGGCCAAGGAAAUCGUUGACGAAUGGAGAAAGAGAGCCAUCGACAACAUUCCAGUCGGUCCAUCUUUCGAAGACGAGGAAGACGAGGGUGAGGACUUGUGUAACUGUGAGUUCUCUUUGGCCUACGGUGCCAAGAUCUUGUUGAACAAGACCCAGUUCAGAUUGAAGAGAAACAGAAGAUACGGUCUCUGUGGUCCUAACGGUGCCGGUAAGUCUACCUUGAUGAGAGCGCUUGCUAACGGCCAAGUCGAAGGUUUCCCAACCCAGGAAGAGUGUCGUACCGUCUACGUCGAGCACGACAUCGAUGGUACCGAGGCUGACAUGUCCGUUGUCGACUUUGUCUACGGUGAGGGUGACUUGGGUUCCCGCGAGGACAUUGAGGUCAAGUUGAGAGAAUUCAUGUUCUCCGACAACAUGAUUGCUGGUUCUAUCCACUCCUUGUCUGGUGGUUGGAAGAUGAAGUUGGCCUUGGCCAGAGCCGUCUUGAAGAACGCUGACAUUUUGUUGUUGGAUGAGCCAACUAACCAUUUGGAUACCGUUAACGUUGCCUGGUUGGUCAACUACUUGAACACCUGUGGGAUUACCUCUAUCAUUGUUUCCCACGAUUCCGGUUUCUUGGACAAGGUUGUCGAGUACAUUAUCCACUACGAAGGUUUCAAGUUGAGAAAGUACAAGGGUAACUUGUCCGAGUUCGUCAAGAGAGUCCCAUCUGCCAAGUCUUACUACGAGUUGGGUGCCUCCGAGUUGGAGUUCCUGUUCCCAGCGCCAGGUUUCUUGGAAGGUGUCAAGACCAAGCAGAAGGCUAUUGUCAAGGUCUCUAACAUGACCUUCCAGUACCCAGGUACCACCAAGCCACAGAUCAUGGACGUUAACUUCCAGUGUUCUUUGUCUUCCAGAAUUGCCGUUAUCGGUCCAAACGGUGCCGGUAAGUCCACCUUGAUUAACGUCUUGACCGGUGAAUUGUUGCCAACCGAGGGUGAAGUCUACGUCCACGAGAACUGUCGUAUUGCUUACAUCAAGCAGCACGCUUUCGCGCACAUCGACUCCCACUUGGACAAGACCCCAUCGGAGUACAUCCAGUGGAGAUUCCAGACCGGUGAAGACAGAGAAACCAUGGACAGAGCUUCCCGUGUCAUUAACGAGAACGAUGAGCAGCUCAUGAACAAGAUCUUCAGAAUCGAAGGUUCUUACAGAAAGAUCUCUGGUAUCUCCGGUAGAAGAAAGUUCAAGAACACCUACGAGUACGAAUGUUCUUUCUUGUUGGGUGACAACAUUGGGUUGAAGUCCGAGAGAUGGGUCCAGAUGAUGUCUGUUGACAACGCCUGGUUGCCAAGAGGUGAGUUGGUCGAGUCUCACUCCAAGAUGGUUGCCGAGGUGGAUAUGAAGGAAGCCUUGGCCUCCGGUCAGUUCAGACCAUUGACCAGAAAGGAAAUCGAAGUCCACUGCUCCAUGUUGGGCUUGGAAACCGAAUUGGUUUCUCACUCUCGUAUCAGAGGUUUGUCUGGUGGUCAGAAGGUCAAGUUAGUCUUGGCUGCCUGUACUUGGCAAAGACCCCACCUUAUCGUCUUGGAUGAGCCAACCAACUACUUGGAUCGUGACUCCUUAGGUGCUUUGUCCAAGGCCUUGAAGGGCUUCGAAGGUGGUGUCAUUAUCAUUACCCACUCUGCCGAAUUCACCAAGGAUUUGACCGAAGAAGUCUGGGCCGUUUUGGACGGUAAGAUGACUCCAUCCGGUCACAACUGGGUCCAGGGCCAGGGUGCUGGUCCAAGAUUGGAGAAGAAGGAAGACGAAGGUGACAAGUUCGACGCCAUGGGUAACAAGAUUGUUACCAAGGAAAAGAAGAAGAAGUUGUCUUCUGCUGAAAUCAGAAAGAAGAAGAAGGAAAGAAUGGCCAAGAAGAAGGCUAUGGGUGACGACUACGUCUCCUCUGACGAAGAUCUUUAAGCGGCAUAUUUUCAUUACUGUAAAUUGUUUUGGGGUCCUUGUUUGGUGACG